AUGGCCGAGAAGCCCGCAGUCCUCAUCAUUGGCGGUCUGGGUUACAUUGGACGGAAUCUCGCGCUGCACAUUCACAAGAACAAUUUGGCUUCUGAAGUCCGGAUCGUGGAUAAGGUAUUACCGCAACUGGCAUGGCUCGCACCAGAAUUCGAGGAGGCAUGCUCGCAGGACAAGUUCAUGCAAGCAGAUGCAAGUAAAGAGCAAUCUCUGCCCCGCAUCUUUGACCGUCCUAACGGCAAGCAAUGGGACUAUGUUUUCAACUGUGGCGGCGAGACGAGAUAUUCACAAGAAGAUGAGGUCUACAAAGUGCGCUCGCUGGCACUGAGUGUUGCUGUAGGAAAGGAGGCUGCCAAACGGGGCGUGAAGGCAUUCGUGGAGCUCAGUACUGGCAUGGUGUAUAAACCAGACUCUCAACCAAGCAAGGAAGGAGACAAGUUGAAGCCGUGGAGCAAGAUUGCCGUGUUCAAGCUGCAGGCAGAGGAGCAACUGGCCAAGAUUGAUGGGCUGAAUCUUAUAAUUGUCCGACUGGCCCAUGUCUACGGCGACUAUGCAUCUCAAUUUGUCUCUACCGCUCUUUGUCUUGCCCGGGUCUAUCAACAUUUGCACGAAGAGAUGAAGUGGCUAUGGACGAAAGACUUGAGAGUAAACACCGUCCAUAUCACCGAUGUGGCUCGAGGGCUGUGGGCUGUUGCAGACUGGUACGCGGUCCAGCAUCAACGCAACUGGGAUGCCAAAUCCAUGGGCAAGAUACCUAUUUUUAACAUGGUUGACAAAGGGCAAACGUCCCAAGGCACCAUGGCUGAGAUCAUUGGCCAAUUGUUUGGUAUUCAGACCGGCUUCCAAGGACAACUUAUCAGUACUUUCGCCAGGCUGAACAUGGACAGUGUGGUCGAUGACGUGAACGAUGAGGUUCUUGGACCAUGGGCAGAGUUACUUGAAGACGCAGGAAUUACCCGUCCUGGACCCUUGACACCGUUCAUGGAGAAAGAACUGCUAAAAGAUACUGAUUUGAGCAUGGAUGGUGCUCGACUAGAAAAGGUGGUGGGCUUCGUAUACGAGAAGCCUGCGAUAUCCAAAGAGCUUGUACAAGCCAUGAUCGACAGCUACACUAGGAUCGGAUGGUGGCCAGUGGCAAAAUGAAAUUGGACUAUAUCUACCCUCCAGAUUUUAGAGACCGAUGAUGUAUGAAAGAAAAAAAGACGAGACGACGGCCAUGCAGCAUUUGAAGGCGCAACACACAAAAGAAAACCAACCCCAUCAAGCAAUCCGCACAAGAUACGAUUAACGAUGACGAGGCUACGAAAUGAGGACAGAUUGAUACCUUUUCGAGUCGUGUUUCUAAUUUCAUGUUUUCCUCGAUUGCGGAUAUCCACGUUUACCACUUUUCUUUUCCUUUUAUUCUGCAUUGCGAGGAUGGCACGAAUUUUCUACGCUGGCUCUAGCCUGCCUUUGUAUACAUGAUAGUUUUUUCAUAUUGUAUUAAUAGGAAUAUCACGGCCGAUGUCACUCAUGUAUGUAUGACUUUCUAAUAUAGUACAGCUACUUACUAUAACC
Mollisia scopiformis is the source of this 1554-nucleotide messenger RNA. Its product is annotated as NAD(P)-binding protein. Bases 1 to 1140 code for a protein of 379 amino acids. The record is from RefSeq and is a predicted model, not a curated record. NCBI's taxonomy places the organism in Eukaryota, Fungi, Ascomycota, Leotiomycetes, Helotiales, Mollisiaceae. The transcript is spliced from 3 exons.